CACACACACACACACACACACACACACGCGGACAUUCACAAGUCUUGCUUCUCACCCGAUAACGUUACACUUUAGUCACCCAGCUAGCACGGCAGAAGACGGUCGACCCUCAGCCAACUGUUGCCACAUUUUGGAGAAGAAAUCAAAAAGCACAGCCAUGGGGAAAGGAUGCGUUACAGUCACCAAGUACUUUCUAUUCCUCUUCAACCUCCUCUUCUUUAUCUUCGGAGCAGUGAUCGUGGGCUUUGGCCUGUGGGUCCUCUUUGAUAACCAGAGCUUCAUUGCUGUUCUACAGGAAUCCUCAGACACGGUGAAAGUGGCUGCCUUAAUCCUCACUGGAGUGGGUACCAUGUCAAUGGCCAUGGGCUUCUUUGGCUGCAUAGGAGCCAUCUACGAAUUACGUUGUGUGCUGGGUCUGUACUUCACCUGCCUCCUACUCAUCCUCAUCGCCCAGGUCACUGCUGGAGUUCUCAUCUACUUCCAAAGAGAUCGGUUGAAAUAUGAGAUGUCCAAUAUCAUAAAAGGCAUGCUAAUCAACUACACUGGUCAGAACAGCACCACAGAGCACACCUGGGACUACAUUCAGAAGACGAUGAAGUGCUGUGGAUGGACGGGUCCAGGCAACUGGUCUGAGAACAGUUUGAUCAAGAACAGCUCUCAGAACCUCUACUCCUGUUCGUGUCGCAAUGAGUCCCUGCCUGGCACGGACAUCAAGGACGUAGGCCUGUGUGAGCACCUAUCCACAGAACUACCCAUCUAUGAAAUGGGCUGUGCAACCAGCGUGGAGAAAUGGCUCAUGGACAACUGUGGAGUUAUUCUGGGAAUCUGUGUCGGUGUGGCAGUCAUUGAGCUCCUUGGGAUGAUCCUCUCCAUGUGUCUGUGCAAGAGUGUUGUCGUGGAGGAUUAUACCAAAGUACCGAAGUACUGAGCUGAAGACAGAGCCAGCUUCACACCACACACAGAUGGAUGGACUCUUUUCCUCUCUCCUCUCUCUCUCUCUCUCUCUCUCUCUCUCUCUCUCUC
Molecule: messenger RNA, 1023 nt
Organism: Perca flavescens (yellow perch)
Lineage: Eukaryota; Metazoa; Chordata; Actinopteri; Perciformes; Percidae
Gene: cd82b
Product: CD82 molecule b
Exons: 9
Coding region: 158-928 (256 amino acids)
Cellular component (GO): plasma membrane
Source: RefSeq, a predicted model, not a curated record